UUUCCAAGACCGCGUGUAUAGUGUAUACAACGCUGGUCUAGCCGAGAUGGCCAGGAAGGCACCAGCCAACGAUUGCGAGAUUGGUGGAUCAAGCAUGAGCCGCAGAGCCAAGAACCCCGGCAUCCAAACCAUUAGCCCCAAAGAGCCAAACAGCCGAGACAAGACAGGAUACAAAAUCGAAGCUCGCGCUGCUGCGGAUGCCUUGGGCGACAUGCAGGCGGCUUCGCAGCAGGAGCUACAGGACAUCCAAGAUCUGAUGAGGCUGAAGGACACGGACCCAGACCAGUUCGCGGAGUACGUGCAAAUGGCCGCGGAUGCUGCCAAGCUAGCCGAAGAGCGACCAGACGUCUUCGACCAGCUCAUGCGAGGCGACGGAGCAACAGGGGACGAGUAUUUGACCGCCGCCCGGGCGGAAAAAAGGCGGGCCAUGGAUGCAGCGUCUGAGCUAACCGGCGCCAGCAAGAGAAAAGGCGAGAGCAAGGACGGUGUGGACAUGGACAUCAAUCUACCCGGCGGGGCCAAGCUUGGCGCAGGGGGAGUGAAGGAAAAAACGAACGGCAUCGUGAUUUCACCGCGGCCUGGUUUCGUUAUCAAGACGAAGUUGGUUGACAAGGGCAUGAAAGUGUUCGUCAACGUCUGCCAGCACGAGCGCAUCGGCGAGUCGAGCAUGGUCAAGAAGCUAGACAAGGAAGGCCAAGAGGUGGAAGGCUUGAACAUCCCGAUGAGCGUAGGACCUCCGUCCGUAGACAAGGACAACGCCGGGCUAGAGUGCAUCGUGUAUGACGUCAUCAUCAACCCGAAGACUAUCGAAGAGUGUGGCGCGGACAAAACCGGUGGCCAACGGGAUUGGGUGUGCCACUUGGCGAUGCAGUCCGUCAUGUCCAAGCACGACUGCCGGCUAGACCCCAAAUACAAGCUACCGAAGUUAACCUUCAAAGGCAACAAAGAAGAGGGGCCGGCGAAGCAGAGGAUCAGAGACGACUCUGUCAGGCCACAGAUAAGCGAGGUCCGUGCAGGCGGCGGCAAGGAGCAGCCUACGGGGACCUCCACCGCCGCCGGUGGAAAGGGCGGGAUGCGAUCGACAGCUGGAGGGUCAGCGAGGAAACGAGCCUCGACUAUUCCGGUGACAGCGCUCAAGUCGACCGUGACGGCCGUUUGGUCUCGUGGUGGUGGAGGGCUUACGGAGGAGCGGGAGUCCGACGUCAGCGCUACAUCUCUGGAAAAUACCGUGCGAAUACCUCUGGAGCAUUGGCCGGACUUACUGGUCGUGAAUGCCGCUGGGCUGAGACCGGACGCCCUCGCCCCUGAUGCUCUCGACAAGAUCGGAGUCGAAGCAUCGGCGUACGAGGUCACCUUGAAGGCACCGGGUCAUCUUCAUUUGCAGGCAAUCGCGCGCGUCCGGCUGCCCUAUGCCGCACUCCCAGCCACGGCAUCCGCCGAAACAAACAGCCACGAGGGCACCCUAGUCGUAAGCAUCGAUGUCGACAAGUCAGACCCCACGAAACGAGCGGAUGUCGGGUCCAAGCCGUGGCUACUCUCGAGCGCGCUGGAGGGCGGUGGCGAGCGAAAGGCAGGGCGGGUGUCAGGGGGAGGGGGCGUAACGGCGUCUAGCUCUGCGAAAGGCGGGAAGGGCUCGGAAGACGGCGAUGAUGCUCUGCCGGAGGAUCGCUUCCAUCUCAGGCUGCCGCCGGGGGUAAACCAAUACACUGGAGCCGCGGAGGGGGACGAUGCGGACAACAACCACGACCUCCUACCCGAAGGAGUAGAUCGAAAGCAAGAAGAAGAGCCGAUUGGCGAGGGAGAAAGCCUGCCCGAGGAGCGGUUCCACAGAGCUGACAUCGUCUCGCAGCACAUGAUCGACACUCGCGAACAACAGCGGAAAGAAAAAAUCGACCGUGCGGAAAAGGAGAGAGAGGCCAGGAAGAAGCAGCCUCAAGACGACGGAGUAGAGUACGUAGACUUCGACGGUAAGAUUGAACCAAAGUAAAGCGUGCCCAAGCAGGGAGUUCCAUGUAAAUUGGUGCCAAGAGUGAACCCACAUUACGCUUGCCGAAGGGGAGUCCCAUUAAUGUUGAUGGGGAGAAGUGAAGCUAGAUAUGGCUUUGCCCAAACAGGGAGUCCCAUGUAAAUUGACGCCAAGAGUGAACCCACAUUAGGAUUGCCGAAGCAGGGAGUCCCAUGCAUAUGAUCGUAAGAGUAAGAACCCGCACAGGAUAGGGCGUGCCCAAGCAGGAAGUCUCAUGGUAUAUCGAUGGGAACAGUGAAACCCAGAUAAGACUUGCCAAGGACGGCGUUGCAUAGAGACUAUGUAGUAUCUACGAGAUUCGCAGGAGGUAUGCACCCAAUGUUUGCCAUCUGCUGGGUUUUUCCAACAAUGAAGAUGAAGCGAUUCUUCGAGGAGAAGCCCGUUUACUGUUUCACUCUUUGACCGGGCUAUGCGAAUCUCUCUGAAGCUUCGCCCUGCUCUGUAUGUUGCCCUCCCGUGUGCUGUCGAGGUCGUGCCAUAGAUUUGUUUUUUAUUCAAGGCGCAUGAGUGUCUGUGUGUGUUGUGUGAGUUUUCGUCCUAUUUUUUAUGGCGACAGUAACCCCAUUUUUCGUGGUGAGACGU
Molecule: messenger RNA, 2608 nt
Organism: Ectocarpus sp. CCAP 1310/34
Lineage: Eukaryota; Phaeophyceae; Ectocarpales; Ectocarpaceae
Source: the annotation of a GenBank genome assembly